Molecule: messenger RNA, 1458 nt
Organism: Pistacia vera
Lineage: Eukaryota; Viridiplantae; Streptophyta; Magnoliopsida; Sapindales; Anacardiaceae
Product: L-galactose dehydrogenase
Exons: 5
Coding region: 160-1122 (320 amino acids)
Biological process (GO): L-ascorbic acid biosynthetic process
Cellular component (GO): cytosol
Molecular function (GO): L-galactose dehydrogenase activity
Source: RefSeq, a predicted model, not a curated record
AAUCCCAACACAUUGCAGUUGUUAAACACCUUCCACUUAGAUACUCAAUACUCCUUUUACAGUUACUUUCCCGUGAAACAUAAGCAAAACAAAAAGAUAAUUAAUUCUCUCAUAUUCCCACUUCCCAAACACUCUUAGAAUCCCAAUUCUCGACUUUGAAUGGCAUUCCCACUUCGCAAAAUGGAGCUCCGACCCUUGGGAAACACUGGCCUCCGUCUCAGCGCCGUCGGCUUCGGAGCCUCACCGCUCGGCAGCGUCUUUGGACCCGUCUCUGAAGCCGACGCCGUUUCCUCCGUUCGUGAAGCCUUUCGCCUCGGCAUCAACUUCUUUGAUACCUCUCCGUAUUAUGGAGGGACAUUGUCAGAAAAGAUGCUUGGGAAGGCACUCAAAGCUCUGAAUGUUCCCAGAAACGAAUACAUUGUGUCAACAAAGUGUGGGAGGUAUGUUGAAGGAUUUGAUUUUAGUGCUGAGAGAGUGACUAAGAGCAUUGAUGAGAGUUUGGCAAGGUUGCAGCUGGAUUACGUUGAUAUACUACAAUGUCAUGACAUUGAAUUUGGGUCUCUUGAUCAGAUCGUGAAUGAAACCAUUCCCGCUCUUCAGAAACUGAAGGAAGCUGGGAAAAUUCGUUUCGUUGGUAUUACUGGACUUCCCUUGGAAAUUUUUACGUACGUGCUCGAUCGGGUGCCACCUGGUUCAGUUGAUGUGAUUCUUUCAUACUGCCACUACAGUAUUAAUGAUUCAACAUUGGAGGAUUUACUGCCUUACUUGAAGAGCAAGGGGGUCGGUGUUAUUAGUGCUUCCCCUCUUGCAAUGGGGCUUCUUACUGAUAAUGGUCCUCCAGAAUGGCACCCUGCCUCACCUGAACUCAAGUCUGCAUGUAAAGUUGCUACUGCCUAUUGUAAAGAGAAGGGAAAGAACAUUUCAAAGUUAGCCAUGCAGUACAGCUUGUCAAAUAAGGAUAUUUCAUCGGUGCUGGUUGGCAUGAACUCCAAUAAGCAGGUAGAGGAGAAUGUUGCUGCCGCCGCGGAACUAGCACUUUUUGGGAAGGAUCAGGAAGCUCUUGCUGGCGUUGAAGCAAUCCUAAAACCAGUGAAGAAUCAAACAUGGCCAAGUGGAAUAUAGAAGAGCUGACAUAUUUACCUCUACAACCAUUUGCACCUUGUACUUAGUAAGGCCAAGCCUACCCAUAUUACAAGUGGGAGGGCUGAUAAAACCUUAUCAAACACAAAUAUAUAUAUUUGAGAAUCCUUAUGAAGAUGAAUGCAAGUUUCUUCUAGUAUUUUAGGCAUAUUAUCUAAUGAGAAGAGGCAAUUUCCCCAUGAAAUAAAAACUUUGAUUUGAUGCUUUGUGUUCCAAAUAUUUGUAGCAUUAUCAACUCAAUAUCAUAGUAUGACAUUCAAACUAUUUUUCCCUUUUAGAUAUUUCUCUUCAAUAAAUUUUGUUGUCUUACAUUAGUUU